UACGUCAGCGUCAGUUUACGAGCAUGAGGCGCAAACUCAGUGCGAUUUUAUUUGAGCAAAUCGGCGUAUUUAGCCGAAAUCCUCCGUCUCAUGUCUCUUUCACGGCGGGUCAACAAAGCGGGUUUGCACUGAAUUUAUACCGGAAAUCAACGAGUGACCGUUCAAACAUGGACCUGAGUGACAUGAGGAAGAAAUACAAAGGAGAUGAGGACUGCUUUGAGGAGAGCCAGCUUGUAUCUCUGGACCCAAUCAAACAGUUUGGAAACUGGUUUGAUGAAGCCACAAAGUGUCCUGAAGUUGGAGAGGCGAAUGCUAUGUGCAUUGCCACUGCCAGCAAAGACGGACGUCCAUCAGCUCGUAUGGUCCUCCUGAAAGGUUACAGCAGCGAAGGUUUCAGAUUCUUUUCCAACUACGAGAGCCGGAAGGGUUCUGAGCUGGAGAGCAAUCCGUAUGCAUGUCUGGUCUUCUACUGGGAACCUCUCAACAGACAGAUUCGCAUUGAGGGCGAUGUAGAGCGAAUCCCCUUCCAGACCUCCAAAGAGUACUUCCACUCCCGACCAAAGAGCAGCCAGAUCGGGGCUGCCGUGAGCCGACAAAGCACUCCGGUUCCUAACAGAGAUUAUCUUAGGCAGAAAAAUGCAGAACUUGAGGAGAAGUACAAGGACACAGAGGUGCCUAUGCCUGAUUACUGGGGCGGCUACAUCGUCAAGCCUUACCUGAUCGAGUUCUGGCAGGGUCAGACCAACAGACUUCACGACCGCAUCGUCUUCACCAAGCCGAAGGACGGGGAGUCCGAGCCGGGAGAGUUUCAGCACGCCGCCGAGGGAGGCUGGGUGUACCAGCGGCUGUCCCCAUGAGACGAACCUCAACAGGAAGUUUCAUCUCAUCACUGAUUAAAAAACUUUAUCUCAUUUGAAGUCAUCUACAGGUACUGUUGGGAAACCAUCUGAUGUUGAUUGAAAAGGCGUUUCUGUGUGUAGGAUUUACCAACAAGCCUAACGUCAUUGAACUCUCUGUCCUUGAUGUCAGUACACAGUUUAUUCAGAGGUGUGACACAACCGUAACCUUUUCCACACAAUAUGAAAUUAGAAGACGCUGUGCGGACACAGAAAGUUCACUGACCGACACGGUAGAGCAAACUCCUCCUCGUCUGGUCAAACAAUGAUUGACGGUGACGUUGGUUAUUCAGCGUUGUUGUUGUUAACCUUUAGGACGUAGGAAACUGUGUCUGCUGUACCACUGACUGUCCACUCUUCAUCAGUACUUAGUAGCAGAGCGUGGUCCAUUUUCAGUGUUAAAAUAAGGGUAAAAUAAUAUACAUUUGAUUUUACACGUCCGUAAUCUCCAAGAAAGUUUACUAAAACUACAAUAUGUAAUUUUGCACUAAUUUCAGAGGAAAUAAGAGACAGUUGUUUGAGUUUAGUUGGUUAUGUUGAGUUUAUGAUCUAUUUAAAUCCAAAUAAAAACACUAGUAGUAAAGAGAACUAGUAGUAUUAAUAAUAAAUCAAUAAAAAACACCUCUUAAUGUAAUGUAGUCCAGUACAACAUCACCUUUAACUAUAAACUCAGUAAUAAACAAACCAAUCACCAAUCACACAAUCACCAAUCACACAAUUUGAAAUUGAAUUAUUUGUGAAAUUGUGUUAAUUAACUGGAAGCGUAUUUAACAAAUUAACACUGUCUUUAUUUUCCUUAUAAUUAGUACUAGAUUACAUCUAAAAAUGUAAAUUUACAGUUGCACACCAAUGUCUUUCUAGGAGAUUAUACUACAGAACCGAUAAAAUCACCACAUACAGUCCGACUUUAUCUGACUUUAAUUCAUUAUGAAUGGAUCUUAAAUCAAGACAUUGGCUCUACCUGCCUUUUAAUAAUGAGAUUAAAAGAGCUGAUGAUUUGAACUGUGCCAACUAUGAUGUGUAUUGUGUGAGUCUUGUACUGUUUGAGAAUAAGUUUGUUGUUGUUGAUUGUUUACUGAAUGUUAUUUUGACUUGAAUUAACUGUGGAAUAGAGCCAAUAAUAAAGUUUAAUUUGUAA
This is a messenger RNA of Dicentrarchus labrax (European seabass), 2034 nucleotides long. RefSeq names its product pyridoxamine 5'-phosphate oxidase (gene pnpo). Gene Ontology annotation, molecular function: pyridoxamine phosphate oxidase activity; FMN binding. NCBI's taxonomy places the organism in Eukaryota, Metazoa, Chordata, Actinopteri, Moronidae. The transcript is spliced from 7 exons. Bases 24 to 857 code for a protein of 277 amino acids. Gene Ontology annotation, biological process: pyridoxal 5'-phosphate biosynthetic process; pyridoxine biosynthetic process. The record is from RefSeq and is a predicted model, not a curated record.